Megalops cyprinoides (Indo-Pacific tarpon) is the source of this 981-nucleotide messenger RNA. It is a transcript of the gene cdin1, whose product is annotated as CDAN1 interacting nuclease 1. Gene Ontology annotation, biological process: erythrocyte differentiation. Gene Ontology annotation, cellular component: nucleus; cytoplasm. NCBI's taxonomy places the organism in Eukaryota, Metazoa, Chordata, Actinopteri, Elopiformes, Megalopidae. The transcript is spliced from 11 exons. The record is from RefSeq and is a predicted model, not a curated record. The coding region runs from base 130 to 981 and encodes 283 amino acids.
CACGUCGGCCUGCUAGCUAGCUAACAACUAUUAGAAAAGCCCAAGUAGAUAGCAAUCUAUUAGGUUAAUACGUCGUUUUAUUUUAGUCGUCGAUUGAUUUUAUAUUUAGCAGUAUUAAGAAGUUAGACAAUGAAACUUUCUCGGGCAGAAUAUAAGGCGAUCGCGAAAUUUAUGGAACAACUCAGACCCACACGCCAGUGUAUGAAAAUGCUCAAGGACAGAUUUCCGAGUCACUCGCAGUCCACUCUGCUGAGCAUCUUCUCCCUGGAGUACCAGAGGAGAAUUAAAAGAACCAUUUCAAAGCAUCACACCCCAGAAGCUCUUGAAAGCUACUACCAAAGGUACCUGAGCGCAGCGAAGACUCGUCCUUCGUCCCCGGUCCUGUUGGACUUGGCCAAUGAGGUGGACUUCUCCCCCUCGCUCAUGGCGCGUCUGAUCCUCGAGAGGUUCCUGCAGGACCAGGAGAGCACAGCGCCCACCAAGCUGGUCAUAAACAGCAUGCUGAGAGAGCCAUCUUUAAUUCCAGACCGCAAUCUGGCCAACCAUGUUUAUCAGUGCACAAUAAAUGACUGCUGUUAUGGACCGUUGGUAGACUGCAUCAAACAUGCCAUUGGUCAGGAACAUGAGAUCCUUCUCCGUGACAAGCUGCAAGAGAGAAACCUGUCCUUUUUAGAUGAAAAUCAACUCCGUGCCAAGGGCUAUGACAAGACGCCAGACAUCAUUCUGGAGGUGCCAAUAGCUGUUGAGGGUCACAUAGUUCACUGGAUCGAAAGCAAGGCCUCUUUUGGGGAUGAAUGCAGCCACCGCACGUACCUGAACGAGCAGUUUUGGAGCUAUUGGAACAGGUUCGGACCGGGGUUAGUCAUCUACUGGCAUGGCUUCAUCGAGGAGCUGGACUGCAACCGGGACCGAGGCAUUCUGCUCGGGGACUGCUUCCCCUCAGACAUUGUAACCCUAUGCCACGGGACCGGCCAGGGCUGA